This is a messenger RNA of Leptopilina heterotoma, 728 nucleotides long. RefSeq lists its product as uncharacterized. NCBI's taxonomy places the organism in Eukaryota, Metazoa, Arthropoda, Insecta, Hymenoptera, Figitidae. The coding region runs from base 36 to 728 and encodes 230 amino acids. The transcript has 3 exons. The record is from RefSeq and is a predicted model, not a curated record.
AAUUAAUUUUUUUUUAAUGUAGAAGAGUUAUAGAAAUGGGAAAAUUAAGUUUCAACAAAAAAUGGAAUUUUGCAGUCAAAAAUAAAAAUGCUGCUAACUCAAGAUUGGAUUUUUUGAGAAAGAAGAACGAGACUACGAAUUAUGGAAUGAAUCGCAAUUCUAAAUCAACUCUUCGUAAGAAAGUCUGCAACGUUCCGUUUAUAAUUCAACUUCAAAAGUGGAAGCAGCCAAAGGUCUUACAAGGGGCAGAAGAUUUCAAUGAAAAGAGUGACGAGUUUGUUGAAAUUCCAGAAGAUAGUAAAAAUACCAUAAAUAAUGCGACAAAUGGCAAUUCUGAAAAGAAAAAAUCCAGACUAUCUGUCGAUUUUGCCAAAAUGUUUCUGGUAAUUGGAAGUUUAGAAGAGCCAAUUAAAGAAAAUAUAAACUCUACGUUAUUUUCACAAGAUGACAAAGAAACAUUUUCAAACAACGGAACAAAAUUCAAAAGUAUUUCAACAAAUUUAAACUUUCAAUUAGAGAAAAAUGAUUUUGCUGAUAAUAAAAAUAAAUUGACGUACGUAAAUCACAUUAAUGUUAAUAUUAUGAAUGAUACAAGUCGAAUGAACAAUAGUGUGCAAAUUCUUGCCUUGAAUGAAACGACGGGGGAAAAAGUCCUUAAUCCACAUCUUGGUAAAGAAAAAUCAUAUUUUUUGUACAAAACAACUCGAAGGGAUGUCAAAGUCGAUUGA